CUCUCAACUCUCGAUGGACUCCAUUUCCUGCUCUGCUUCACGUAUCACUCCCAGGUUCCGGUGCUUCGACCCUACGAACACUUAUCCUGCAACCGCCAAUCACCGGCGUUACUACUCCACCUUGCCUCUUUCUGGUUCCAGAAGUCCCAGAGCGGCCAACACCAACAUGGGCGAUUCAACGACUAUCACCGAGCCCAAAAUCGUCACCGGCGACUGUGGUUACGUUCUCGAAGACGUCCCUCACUUGUCUGAUUAUAUCCAUGACCUCCCUACACAUACGAAUCCAUUGCAAGACAAUCCUGCGUAUUCAGUUGUGAAGCAGUACUUCGUUAACGUUGAUGAUACGGUUGCCCAAAAGAUUGUUGUUCAAAAAGAUAGUCCGAGAGGAACCCAUUUUAGGCGAGCAGGGCCUCGUCAGAAGGUGUACUUUGAAUCUGAUGAAGUUCAUGCAUGCAUUGUAACAUGUGGUGGCCUCUGCCCUGGUCUAAACACAGUGAUUAGGGAAAUUGUUUGUGGAUUAUACCACAUGUAUGGUGUCACUAGAGUUCUUGGGAUUGAAGGAGGAUACAAAGGUUUUUAUGCUCGAAACACAGUUCCUUUGACACCGAGAGUUGUAAAUGACAUCCAUAAACGUGGUGGUACCAUCCUUGGAACGUCAAGAGGAGGAAAUGAUACCUCAAAGAUUGUUGAUAGCAUUCAAGAUCGAGGAAUUAAUCAGGUAUACAUCAUCGGUGGAGAUGGAACUCAGAAAGGAGCUUCUGUGAUAUUUGAGGAGAUCAAAAGCCGUGGCCUCAAAGUUGCAGUAGCUGGAAUUCCAAAGACAAUUGAUAAUGAUAUUCCGGCUAUAGACAAAUCUUUUGGUUUUGAUACUGCUGUUGAAGAGGCUCAACGAGCGAUUGCUGCAGCUCAUGUGGAAUCAGAAAGUGUUGAAAAUGGUAUUGGUCUUGUCAAGUUGAUGGGUCGGCACAGCGGGUUUAUAGCAAUGUACGCUACUCUCGCAAGCAGAGACGUGGACUGCUGUUUGAUCCCUGAGUCACCAUUUUAUCUUGAAGGAGCAGGUGGACUAUUGGAAUAUAUUGAAAAAAGACUAAAAGAAAAUGGGCACAUGGUUAUUGUAGUAGCUGAAGGUGCAGGACAGGAGUUUCUUUCUGAAAACAUCCGUACCAUCGACAAGCAAGAUGCUUCAGGGAACAAGCAGCUCCAAGAUAUUGGUUUUUGGAUAUCUCAGAAAAUAAAGGACCACUUCAGCAAGCAGCAAAAAAUGGCUAUGAAUCUCAAAUAUAUAGAUCCCACCUACAUGAUCCGUGCGAUACCAAGUAAUGCUUCUGACAACGUCUACUGCACACUCCUCGCUCACAGUGCCAUUCAUGGUGCAAUGGCUGGGUAUACAGGCUUCACUGUUGGUCCUGUUAAUGGAAGACAUGCUUACAUACCAUUCCAUCGUAUUACCCAAAAACAGAAUAAGGUAGUGAUCACGGACAGGAUGUGGGCAAGGUGCCUCUCAUCAACCAAUCAACCAAGCUUCUUUAGCCCACAACAGCUCUUGGAAAAGAAGACACAGGAAGAAGUAGAGGAGAAUCAUAUUGACCAUUGAGGACUUGGAAAUCAAGUGAAGAAAUUUAAUUGAGUAAUUGCGUGCGGCACCAGAGAAUUUUGGUUUGUGAUAUCUCCUUUCUUUUCUGGCUGCCUGUUGC
Messenger RNA from Theobroma cacao (cacao), 1694 nucleotides. The record is from RefSeq and is a predicted model, not a curated record. Lineage: Eukaryota; Viridiplantae; Streptophyta; Magnoliopsida; Malvales; Malvaceae.